AUGUCCUACCCGCAGGGCUACUUGUACCAGCCGUCCGCCUCGCUGGCGCUCUACUCUUGCCCGGCGUACAGCACCAGCGUCAUCUCGGGGCCCCGCACGGAUGAGCUCGGCCGCUCGUCGUCGGGCUCCGCGUUCUCGCCCUACGCCGGCUCCACCGCCUUCACGGCGCCCUCGCCGGGCUACAACUCGCACCUCCAGUACGGUGCCGAUCCCGCGGCGGCAGCCGCCGCCGCCUUCUCUUCGUACGUGGGCUCUCCCUACGACCAUACACCGGGCAUGGCAGGUUCCUUGGGGUACCACCCGUACGCGGCGCCCCUGGGCUCGUACCCGUACGGGGACCCCGCGUACCGGAAGAACGCCACGCGAGACGCCACCGCUACGCUCAAGGCCUGGCUCAACGAGCACCGCAAGAACCCCUACCCCACCAAGGGCGAGAAGAUCAUGCUGGCCAUCAUCACCAAGAUGACCCUCACCCAGGUGUCCACCUGGUUCGCCAACGCGCGCCGGCGCCUCAAGAAGGAGAACAAGAUGACGUGGACGCCACGGAACCGCAGCGAGGACGAGGAGGAGGAGGAGAACAUUGAUCUGGAGAAGAACGACGAGGAUGAGCCCCAGAAGGCCGAGGACAAGGGCGACCCCGAGGGCCCCGAAGCAGGAGGAGCAGAGCAAAAGGCGGUUUCGGGCUGUGAACGGCUGCAGGGGCCGCCCACCCCUGCCGGCAAGGAGACCGAGGGCAGCCUCAGCGACUCGGAUUUUAAGGAGCCGCCAUCCGAGGGCCGCCUCGACGCGCUGCCCGGGCCCCCCCGCGCCGGCGGGCUCUCCCCGGCCGGGCCCGCGGCAGCGCGGCUGGCCGAGGACCCAGCCCCUCAUUACCCCUCCGGCGCGCCGGCUCCGGGCCCGCACCCAGCCGCGGGAGAGCUGCCCCCCGGUCCCGGAGGGUCCUCGGUCAUACACUCGCCGCCACCGCCGCCGCCGCAGGCGGUGCUCGCCAAGCCCAAACUGUGGUCUCUGGCGGAGAUCGCCACAUCCUCGGACAAGGUCAAGGACGGGGGCGGCGGGAGCGAGGGCUCUCCGUGCCCACCGUGCCCCGGGCCCGUAGCUGGGCAAGCCCUAGGAGGCAGCCGCGCCUCGCCAGCCCCGGCGCCAUCGCGCUCGCCCUCGGCGCAGUGUCCCUUCCCAGGCGGGACGGUGUUGUCCCGGCCUCUCUACUACACGGCGCCCUUCUAUCCUGGCUACACGAACUAUGGCUCCUUCGGACACCUUCACGGCCACCCGGGGCCCGGGCCAGGCCCCACCACGGGUCCGGGCUCGCAUUUCAAUGGAUUAAACCAGACCGUGUUGAAUCGAGCGGACGCUUUGGCUAAAGACCCGAAAAUGUUGCGGAGCCAGUCCCAGCUAGACCUGUGCAAAGACUCUCCCUAUGAAUUGAAGAAAGAUGGUGGAGCCUCUAUCAUCCUGGGUCCCAGGCUGAGGACAACAUGAAGUGGAGACCCCUGCUGACCCUCGAUGGAUACGCACCGUGAG
Messenger RNA from Budorcas taxicolor (takin), 1524 nucleotides. RefSeq names its product iroquois homeobox 5 (gene IRX5). The record is from RefSeq and is a predicted model, not a curated record. Gene Ontology annotation, molecular function: DNA-binding transcription factor activity, RNA polymerase II-specific; RNA polymerase II cis-regulatory region sequence-specific DNA binding. Gene Ontology annotation, biological process: neuron differentiation; regulation of transcription by RNA polymerase II; cell development. Lineage: Eukaryota; Metazoa; Chordata; Mammalia; Artiodactyla; Bovidae. Gene Ontology annotation, cellular component: nucleus. The transcript has 4 exons. The coding region runs from base 1 to 1482 and encodes 493 amino acids.